UUGAAUGUACAAGUGGCUUGGCAUAUGAUAACAAUAUAAUUUGUAGAAUAUAUUACUCAGAAUUUACUGAAUUCAGAUUUCAGUAACUCAAAAACUACUUAAAAAAGAGUAAUAAGUAAUAGGUGUUUUCGACUUCAAAGCUCUUCGAAAAAAUAACUCAUAGAUUCUGUAAGACCGGUCUUUAUUAUCUUAUAGAUUAAUAGUAAUCGAACACAAUUUCUUGAAAUCGGGAUAAUGAAGUUGUUGAUAAAACACUAAAUAUUUUGAGAAACCCAUUAAACAUUAACUAAAAUUGAGAAAAUUCAAAUCACCUAGAUUUUCUAAACAAUUUAUUUAAAUGCAUCGAUAUAAAACAAUGGAUAACCAGACUGACUUAUGUUCUAGAUACAUAAAAAUAUUUUUGGUAGUUGCUUGUUAUUGGGUUGUAUCUAUUGCCACAGUAUUUGUAAAUAAAAGUUUGCUCAGCGGACAAACAGUAGCAUUAGAAGCACCAUUGUUUAUAACAUGGUUUCAAUGUUUAGUAUCUUUUACCAUAUGUUUUUCAUUGAGUAGAACAGGUGGAAUACCUGGUAUAUUUAAAUUUCCUCAAGGAACACCAUGGAAUCUUGAAGUGGCUUGGAAGGUCAUACCACUGUCAAUAAUGUUUACGCUAAUGAUAGCAACAAACAAUUUAUGUCUUAAGUAUGUUGGUGUAUCCUUCUACUAUAUUGGCAGAUCUCUCACCACUGUCUUCAAUGUAAUAUUUAGCUGGGUGCUUUUGAGACAACAGACAUCGUUUAAAUGCAUUAUGUGCUGUGCCUUCAUAGUUUUAGGAUUUUAUGUGGGAGUAGAUCAGGAAGAACUAUUAGGAUCAUUUUCAUUAAUUGGAACAAUAUAUGGAGUAGUGGGAUCCUUGAUGUUGUCACUAUAUUCAAUUUUUACUAAGUCUGUCCUACCAAGCGUCAAUCAGGAAAUAUGGCUAUUAUCAUAUUAUAAUAAUGCAUACUCAAUUAUUUUGUUUCUGCCAUUAAUGGUGUUGAAUGGAGAAUUGAGUGUGCUGUGGAAUUAUUCAAACUACCACAGUACUGGUUUCUGGACGCAAAUGGUCAUUGGAGGUCUUUGUGGCUUUGCCAUUGGAUAUGUAACAUCAUUACAAAUUAAAGUGACGUCACCACUGACCCAUAAUAUCUCAGGUACAGCUAAAGCAUGUGCUCAAACUGUCAUGGCAACACAGUGGUACAGCGAAACUAAGAACUCAAUGUGGUGGUCGUCAAACAUUAUAGUUUUAGCAAGUACUGCCCUUUACGCCAGGUUUAAACAAUUGGAAAUGGAGGAGAACUCUAGAAAAAUUAUACCAGAAGAAAAGAGAAGUUUAGUAUAAAAACUGGUAUUAUUUUCUGUAUUUUAUUUUAAUGUAUAUUUCCUAUCUAAGUAUAUAAAUAUCAAACCAGUGUAAUUUAAUUAAUUUGCAUAUCAUAUGUAAUAUGUUUUUUGUAAUAUGAAAAAUAUUUGUGCAAUAUUAUUUUUUGUAUUAGAAACCAUUGUUCUGUAGGUUCCUCCUCUGUAGGAUCUCCCCUAUUUAUAAAUUUACUAUAAACCUCAUAUAGCUAUUGAAUAUUUGUAUCAUUUUGUGACAAUUUGAUUCUUUGAAUAAAUGAGGCCUUAGUACAUUUAUGAAGAUUUUUAAAAAAAAAAUAACAUUGCCAUAAAUAAAACAUAGACUAAAGAUGCUAAGUACCAUGGUUCCCACAAUUAAUAAAUACAUUUAUUAAUAAUAAGUAAAUUUAUUUGAUUAAAUUUUAUUGCAUUACAAUUACAAACCAGGCACUUUUUAUUAGAACAGUACUCUCCUGUACUAACCUAGGGAUUAUCAUUCUAAUAAUUGCCUACCCUAGUCUAAUAAAUUAAUAUGAAUAAAUACUGAUGGAAUAAAAUAAAAAAUCGUAAUGUAGAUGGAAGCUUUAGUCCUCUUUUAAUAUAUAAGGCAUAUCAUCGGAUAUUUUUUAAGCACUGGCACUGUAUCAGUUAUUUAUGAGUUAGCCAUUAUUUUUUAAUAUAUGUUUAAUUUUUUGUAAGGCCGCUCUAUAAAUUCCACUAAAAUUGUUCGUCUAAAUAAAAAUAUCUGUCUAUAUUAAUAUUAAAGUCGAAUGAACGGCCUAAAUUCAUAAAAUCAUGAAAAUUUAGUCAUGUUAACUAAUUAUUUUAAUUUAAGUGAAGCAUUUAUAAAUAGUAUUGGCCACUUGCCAUCCAAAGAGUGCUAUUGUAUUAAUUACAUUUUAUUAAAAUAUACUGUUUUAAUGAA
Pieris brassicae (large cabbage white) is the source of this 2281-nucleotide messenger RNA. RefSeq names its product GDP-fucose transporter 1 (gene nac). Gene Ontology annotation, molecular function: antiporter activity. Gene Ontology annotation, biological process: protein O-linked glycosylation via fucose; GDP-fucose import into Golgi lumen. The transcript has 5 exons. The coding region runs from base 338 to 1360 and encodes 340 amino acids. The record is from RefSeq and is a predicted model, not a curated record. Lineage: Eukaryota; Metazoa; Arthropoda; Insecta; Lepidoptera; Pieridae. Gene Ontology annotation, cellular component: Golgi apparatus.